GACCGAGUCGGCUCGGACCGAGAUGGUCACGGACUGAGUUGACCGGUACCCUCUAGGCUAGGCUAGUAGUAGCAAGUGCGCAGACGUCAGAAAAUACACUUUGCACCCGGACCGGGAUGCAAUUUUUUUUUUUGGCACAACUUCGCGACCAGGAUCUACUUAUUUCGUUGUCAACUGGAGCUGCCUAUAGUUACUGCAAUAUAUAUUGGGUCGACGUUGCAGAGGACAGAUGGUUGAUAAAUAUUGGGUGCGUUCGAGUAGCUCACGAUAACCCGAAUUGACUCGGGUAAAGAAGACAGACAGCAGGUUAGCCACUACAACCGGGCUAAUCGAACACUCAACUGCGGGCCAUCACGAUCCUCACGUGAUGUCCCUAGCCGCAGCCAUAGCCACUGACAAAAUGCCCGUUUCUGAUUGGGUCUUAGUUUUAGAUUUUACUGCUUUGCAGUCAAUUGCAACUUUAACUCAAAACGUUGGGCUGGAAUUUAGCCUAGCCCUAACAGUUCUGAAUCCUCCAAUUUCAAUACGAUUUUGCAUACCCCCAGGGAGUUAGGGUUAGUUGCAAUGAAUUCAAUAAAUAAUUACCUAGUCCGGCUGCCAUAUUUGUCCAUUUCCAGAAAUGAACAAUGCAUGCGAUGCGACGUAUUUCCACCACUGAUUCUACGAGCAGGGUCUGUAGACUGUACCCGGGUGAGCCCCGAGAAUGACGUCAGAGCUAAUCGAACAGCAACGGAGUAAGCUGAGUCAAUCGAGCUACUCGAACGCACCCAUAAAAUAUCGUAUUAAGAUAUAUAGGGAAAGAUCGGACACUCUUCUUUUUGUACAGCGCCCAAUGAAACACUACAUGUAGUUGGUGGUGGUGGUGUGAUACAAUGGCACGUUCGGCAGCCUAGUGCCCUUUGUGCCACAAGCAAUAACACUGCUGCAUUACAGAUCCGUCAGUAGGCUAUUCAGCAAAAAUAUAUGUUGUUGAUUGGUAUGCCCUAACCAUGGCAAUGAAUCCAACAUGGCCAAUUAUAGUUUGGCCGCGGUCCCUAGUAGUUGGGAAAUCGGUUGUUGGGAAAUCCCAACUAUAGUUAAAACAAAGGUUGCGAGUCCCAAUUAAAUCAACUCAGUCUACAACUCGGUCCCAAGUUAACUCGGUCCAAGGUCAACUCUGUCCCAAGUCAACUCAGUCCCUAGUCAACUUGGUCUGGCCUUCUUGUUUCAGGGUUUGCGUCUCUGUUGAGAUGUCUUGGGGAACGGUGUGGUCAGGCCUGUCACCAAGGGGGAAGGGGGCCUGGUGGCACCCCCCCCCCCCCAAGGCAAAAGCCAUACAUAUGUAUUUUUGUAUGGUAGUGGGCCCCCCUAGUUGGUACUAUGGCCUCCCUUGAUGCUCAGGGCUGGUGACGGGCCUGGGUGUGGUGCUUAUAAUGGAUCUUGAUGGCCUCUCUCAUUUGUCGUGGGUGCCAAUUCUUGACAGGUGCAAUGAUUUUUGCUGCCUCCCAAUUGUUGAGGUGGUCUGUGGCAUGGGCAUGGUUGACGAUGGCUGACUUAUCAUAUUCUCUUUGCAGUCCGUGCGCCCAGUACUCCUUCAGUCUGGUAGGGAGGUUUUUGCCAGUCUCCCCUUAACCGCACUCACAGGGGAUACGUAGACUCUUGGGCAGUUGCUGAGAUCAGGCUUGUCUUUGUGUGUGUGGAGAAUGCCUUGAAGCUUGUUGGGGGCAGAGUAAAAAAAACUUUCAUGUGGGCUUCACAAGAUGCGCUGGAGCUGAUGGGAGGCUAGCCUUUAGUCAAGACCCGCAUGGCUAUACGCGGAUAUGUGGCGCCCCGGAUGAUGGCACAAAAAAAGACCAUCUUGUGGAAAACGCUUAUGUUGUUCUUUACAUUUAUCUACCGAUUUGGUAGAGAAAUUGAUGCAUUACAUGUUGUGAAUGCGUGUGCGUCUUGUUUUUAAGAACACGUUCACUGCGCGAUCGAGGGUAUGCGCGAGCAUGGCAUCACCUCAAAAAAUGGCUUGUUCGUGAUGAUUGGUACAUUUAUAUCCGCAUACAUGUAUGGUUUAUAUUACAUGUACUUGAAAAAAUGAAUAAAUGAUAAGCUCCACGAGAUGGUAAAGGUGCUUGUGGCUUCGCCACUCGUACUGGUCUUUUUUCGUGCCAGAAUCUUGGGUGCCACGCGUCUGGCUAGACACACACGCCUUGACUAAAGGCUAAUGGGAGGCAGGGCCUAAGUUGGGAAGACAUUCUGAGGGUUGUGGGGUUUGACUUUGGGUAAAGGAAACCCUGCACUUGAGAUGAAGAGUCUUGAUUUGCUGGAGUUCUUGUUGGAUGUUGUCUUGGUCUCAUAUCUCAUAUGCCCAACAUACUAUAGGGUGCAGUUUUUAUUGAUGAUUUUAUGCAGGGGUGAUGGAAAGAUCGUUGGUGAAGGUAGCGGUCAGUGUGAGUAGGUUUACAGUAGACACGGUGGUGAAGGGAGCCGUUCGUGUUCCUUGAGGGGUUGCCAUCAAGGAAGGAGAGCUGGCCGGCUUUCUUGUUCCAUGCUGAACUUGAUGGUGGGAUGUUGUCCGUUGACAUAGUGGAGGGACUCGGUGAGGAUGUCCUGUCCGUUGGGUCAGACAAGGAAGGUGUCAUCAACGUAGGAUAGCCAGAGGCUGGGGCGAAUGUCUGCGGUGAGGAGGGAUAUGAAGACUCAAACUCUUCUAUAAAGAUGUUUUCUAGGAUAUAGGGGAUCCCGUGCUGUCACUCUGUUCGAAGAACUUGCCUUGAAAUUAAAAGUAGCUGAAAGAAAAACAUGUGUAAAGCAGGUCAUGGAUUUGGACAGGAGACAGGGUGCUGCGGUCACUGAGUCUCUCUGAGUGCUGCGGUCAUCUAGUCUCUCUUUCACCAGAUGGCAGGCUUCAUCAGUGGGGUCGUUGGUGAACAAGGAAACAAUGUCAAAGCUGACCGUGAAGUCUGUCAGGCGGAUGGUGAGGCUUCUGGUGAUGUCCACAAACAGGCUAGAGGUGGAGUUGUCACAAGGUGUGAGUCCCACCAGAGGGCAGAGGAACCUGGUCAGGAAUUGGGCUGCCUCGUAGGUGGGUGACCCUCUAGACGACACUAUGGGGAGGAGCGGGAUGCCAGGCUUGUAAAUCUUCAGUUGAUUGAAGAAUCUGGGGCAAGAUCAGCAAGACGGACGUAACCUAAAGUAGAGAGGGGCAGAGGGCUCCUGCACGAUGGAGGAUAUUCUUCAUUUGGCAUUCAACAAGUUGUUGAAAUGGUAGUCUUCAGUACCUCUAGCCUGGUGAUGUUCGGCAUCACAGCAGUCACAUUGGCUGUCACCUCAACAGUUGUAGCUGUUGUCGGGUUACUCCUACAUAAAUGGCAAAUGGAGAAGCAGUUGAAGGCCUUCCCUGUCGCUCCAGACAAACAUUGGCUCUUGGGUCAUUUACACAAGAUGACAUCGGAUGAGAAAGCAUACGCAUGGUUCAGAAAGUGUGUGGAUGCAGGUGUUUAUGUCUCCAUCAUUUGGGUGGGGCCUUUCUUGCCAUUUGUCACAGUGUUUCACCCAGACACUGUCAAGACAAUUCUCAAAACUUCAGAGCCCAAGUCAGAGAACACGUAUCGUUUUGUGAGGCCGUGGAUCGGUGAUGGGCUGCUGCUGUCUAGUGGGAAGAAGUGGGCACGGAACAGACGAUUGCUGACUCCUGGCUUUCAUUUUGACAUCCUCAAGCCAUAUGUUGGCAUCUUUCAAGAGUCUGCAAGUAUCCUUGUUAAAAAGUGGCAAGGUGCUUGUGAAAGAGAAGGGAAGCAGUCUAUGGAAAUGUUCAGUCAUGUCAGCCUCCUGAUGCUGGAUAGUCUGCUCAAAUGCAUCUUCAGUGUCCAGAGCAACUGCCAAAUUGUUGAGGAUCACCCGUACAUCAAAGGCAUCUAUGAAAUUGCCAUGUUGGUUGGAGCGCGUUUCCGCUUUCUUCCUUUCCACUCCGAUAUCAUAUACAACUUGAGUCCUAGUGGCCGGCGCUACCAUCGAGCCAUUGAGACUGUUCAUAAUUAUGCACGUGAUAUCAUCAAGCAGCGUAAGCAAGCUCUAGCUGAGGAAGAAGCCAGUGGUAAAACAAGACACAGGAAGUAUGUGGACUUCUUAGAUAUCCUUCUGUGUGCUAAGGACACAGAUGGCAAGGGAUUGACGGACCAAGAGAUUUGCGAUGAAGUGGACACAUUCAUGUUUGAGGGGCACGACACAACAGCAUCGGGCAUAUCCUGGUUCCUAUACAACAUGGCAAGGUUUCCUGAAUUUCAGCAGAAGUGUAGGCAGGAGAUAGAUAACCUUCUGGCAGAUAGGACAGAGGAUACGCUGGAAUGGGAGGAUCUCAACAAUCUACCCUACAUGACCCAGUGUUUGAAGGAGAAUCUGCGCUUUCAUGCUCCUGUCGUCAAUAUCAUGCGAACUUUGACCCAACCUCUGGCCUUCCCUGAUGGUAGAAGUGUACCCAAAGGCACAUCUGUUGCUAUUACCAUCAAUGGCUUGCAUCACAAUAAAGAGGUAUGGGAUGACCCCGAGACUUUUGAUCCUGAUCGGUUUUCCCCUGAGAGGGCCAAGUCUAUUCCUCCAUAUGCAUUCGUGCCAUUCUCAGCAGGUCCAAGGAAUUGUAUCGGCCAGCACUUUGCAAUGAGUGAAAUGAAGGUGAUUGCAAGCAUGAUCCUUCGUAACUUCUACUUGUCUGUCAAUGAGUCUGUACCAAUCCAGCGCAGGAAUGCCCUUGUACUCAGGUCACAACAUGGCAUCAACUUGUAUGUCACACCACGAAAAACAGUCAAGCAUUAGCCCAAGUCUCAAUGAGAGUGGUGGUCCAUUAGGACAGACUUACUGCAGGAUAAGAUUGACCUCUAGCAUCCAAUAAGAUUAGGACAUCUAGUAGCAUGUUUGUACAUCAAUUUGCACAGGGACUGUUCUUCACAUAUGCAUUUACAAUUACAAUGCUCAAGGAACGCUACAUCUUCUAGCAGCCCCGUAGCCAAGGGAACAAAAUGCCCCCCCCCCCCCACCCCCUCCAUCAGGCUGCCUAUGGGCCUGUCCAGUGUGCAUUUAGUGUAAGGUUAUGUGCAGUAUGCAGUCGUAUAUGUAUAGCCCAAUUCUCUUAAAUGUUGACUUGUUUAAACCAUACACAUAAUUGAUGUGUUAAGAUGUCCACAGGUCACAGGCGUGCAGCUUUUCAUCAAAUAAGCUGAUUUCACCUCUACUUUCACUUCACACUUAUGCCAUUAAAAAUUGAAAAAUAAUGUGUACAGUCUUUUAAUUUCCUCUUAUAACUUCCGUUUUUGUUACUUCCCAGUUGCAAUUGUACAAUGGACAUUUAUAAGUUCCGUACAUUGGUCUCGGCACAUGAUGUACUGCACGGACAAUAAAAUUACUCCAUAUUUCUUCAAACAUAGACCCAGAUCAACAUUCUCACUCCAAACUAUUUCAGACAUCUGAAUUCUCAUGUGCACGAAUUGAACAAGUCUGAAAUAACAAUCUGAACGUAUAGUUAUAUGGAGUCCUUGCACUCAUUGCAUGUGGUUGGACGGCAUCAAAUGCUUCAAGAGACAUUUAUUCUGCGGAUACAUAAUGACUUCCAAAAGACAAACCAGUAGGAGUAUUCAUCCUCAUUUCCUUAGCCGUCAAUUUAUAGUGCUUAAUUAACAUUUAACUAUCUAGUAUUCAAGUACAUGUAUCUUCUUUGCAAAGACUCCAUUCAUGUUGAGAAUUUUUUAUAUUCUUAUAGAAAUCUUUUGGAAAUACUAUCAUUGAAAUUUCUUGUAUAUUUUUCUGACAUACAUUGUGUUACUGCAUCAAAUGCAUUUUAUUGCUAUUUUUUGUUCUGUAUGUGCAUUAUACAUAAUUGCUUUUCUCUUUCUCUCUUUUUUACAUUGUCUUUAUGUCACUUAAUAAUUAUAAUAAUUAUGGCUGGAAAAUACUCCUUAAAAUACUUGUCUUUAGUUUAUGCACGGAGGUAACUUUUCUACACAAUAUGUAAUACUCAUUUAAGAAUGGCCUUUGUAUUUUGACUUUGCACAUUUGAAAAUGUUUGAAUCAUUCGUAGAGUACAUUUGAUCCUCACAAGUUGUUAUUGAAUUAAAAACAGAUUGGAGCAAAUUGCAUGGCCAUGACAGUCAGGGCAUUGCGUGGUAUCCAUCAUAUCAGUAAUAUUUCAAACGUAUCAAAGUGCCCGUUUUCAUUUUUUUGGGAGCUACUGUUUGGAGAAUGGGAGUCAUUCUAAAAUGUGUAGAAAAACGAAUGUUUUUAAUCACUGGUGAAUCAUCUUGCAAGGUAGAAUGUAGUCUUGGUGCCUGAUGUUUUUAGCGUGGUAGUUCACGACAGACAGUAUCUUUGUACCACGUACCGUGCAGUUCCCAUUCACGAACCUGACCUCAUCGACGAACUGCACGUAUAGACUGUUGGGGCUGGCGUGUGUGAUAAGGGCGCUCUCUCAAUUGCUGCAGUCACACUGCACUGCUAAGGACAGCUGGAACCAAGACAAGUAGAGCGGUGAUACUUAGGCAAGGAUAGCUGUAAAUGUUUGAGGUCAGGGGUCAGGUCCUUGUUAUCACAGACUCGUGCAUGUGUACAAAGUGUAUGACAUGAUAAGUACUAUAAUUUAUUUUACAGAUUGUAUUUAUGAAUACAAAUACACUGUAUGUUAUUCUAAAUCAAUGAAAAGUGCUAGGAUGCUCUUGAAAAUGUCAUUAAAUUUGUGUGUGCUUGUGAGUGACACUA
Patiria miniata (bat star) is the source of this 6714-nucleotide messenger RNA. Its product is annotated as cytochrome P450 4F4-like. Gene Ontology annotation, molecular function: heme binding; oxidoreductase activity, acting on paired donors, with incorporation or reduction of molecular oxygen; iron ion binding. The transcript is spliced from 11 exons. NCBI's taxonomy places the organism in Eukaryota, Metazoa, Echinodermata, Asteroidea, Valvatida, Asterinidae. The coding region runs from base 3235 to 4782 and encodes 515 amino acids. The record is from RefSeq and is a predicted model, not a curated record.